AAUGUCCGAUUUAAAAUCAUCUCUUACUUUGAAAGAAUUUAAACCCCGGAAAACCCUGUGUUGUUUACUGUGACGUCAUAUCCUGUUUCAAGCUAACCUAGCUAUCAGGAAAUAAUUUGAUUUGGCGAACAAUCCGACUAAACGUGUCAUUUAGAGCCCGGGGGACUCGGCUUCUUCUGCUGGACGUAAAACUGCUGAAAAUCCUGAACUCCGACCUCGUUACUGAAGCAGAUGGCCUCGAACAAUGACCCGUUUGAGUUCCGAGAGUUUGAAGACGAAGGGAAUCUGUUGGACACCAACAGGGAUGCCACCACCAUAAACAUUGAGGAUGUGAAGAGACAAACGAAAGCUGCUGGUUUUGAUCCCGACGCGGACGAUGAAUAUCCAGCUCGUUCUGACGACAGGGAAGAGCUUCUCUCUGGACAAAAGAAAAGUGCUCCUUUCUGGACAUUUGAAUAUUAUCAGAAGUUCUUCGACAUCGAGACUCAUCAUGUGAAGGAGAGGAUCCUCGGAUCGCUGCUGCCGUGGCCCAGAAAGAACUUCAUUCAGUUUUACCUCCGGAAAAAUCCUGAUGUCUAUGGACCGUUCUGGAUCUGCACCACUCUCGUCUUUGCCGUUUUCAUCAGCGGGAACAUUUCCAACUUCAUGAAUGGGAAAUAUAACCCACAGUUUCGUAAAGUCACCAUAGCUGCCACCAUGAUCUUCAGCUACGCCUGGUUUGUUCCUCUGGCGCUCUGGGGGUUCUUGCUGUGGAGAAACAACAAGAUCCUGAACUUGGUGUCGUACUCGUUCAUGGAGAUCGUGUGUGUGUACGGGUACUCUCUGUCGGUCUACAUCCCGGCUGUGGUCCUGUGCAUCGUCCCGCUGGAGUGGCUGAAGUGGGUCACCAUGGUGGUGGCGUUCGGCCUCUCGGGCUCAGUCCUGGUCAUGACCUUCUGGCCUGCUCUAAAGGAGGACCACCCCAGAGUUGCCAUGGCGACUGUGUCAGCCAUCGUGUUGCUGGAUGUCCUGCUGGCUGUGGUCUGUAAGAUGUAUUUCUUUAGCACGCCGCAGCCGUCAGGAGCGCCUGUUGCUCCUCCCACAGCCGGCCAGCUUAAGGCAAACACAUCUUCUUCAUGAAGGCUUCACAGAAAAAAUCUGGUUCUUCCGUUGCUUUAUUGGAGAGAAUCGGGUUUCUGCGCUGGUGAAGUCAUGGGACGGCUGGAUUUCACGGCACUCGGAUGUGCCGCCCAAGACUGUUCAAAAGCCCUCGUUGUGCAGCAACGUGACUUCUGGAAACCGAGUGUGUCUUUCUAAUGGGAUGGGUUGUAAACAUGCUGCAGGUGAAGUGGGAUUGGGUGUCAAAGUGCACGAAAUCUUUAUAAAGGUGGAGUUUUAAGAUGUUCAUGUUCUCCGGUUUAGUUUUAUAAAUGACCAGUUGGAGCAUAAAUGGGGCGAUGGCAAUUUAUAUUUACCUUUUUAUGUAUUCCUAUUAUAGAGGCUAAUGCGUUUAAACGUGUGAUUUUAUGAAGAGUUGUUGGGAUUGUGUUGUGAAGGUGUUUCUGACUGAAAAGUGCCCUGAAUGAAGCCACAUUCCUGCCUUUCUACAGCAAUACUUCAAGUAUUCUCUGGUCUUUGUCAUAAAAACAUCCACGCAGAAAUGAAACGUGUGGAAGUUUGUUUAUGGAAUUGGUGGUUUUUGUGCAGAAUAAAGAUGCUCGUGUUAAAUAAUGA
This is a messenger RNA of Oryzias melastigma (Indian medaka), 1713 nucleotides long. RefSeq names its product Yip1 domain family, member 1 (gene yipf1). Gene Ontology annotation, biological process: vesicle-mediated transport. Gene Ontology annotation, cellular component: membrane; Golgi apparatus. The coding region runs from base 232 to 1119 and encodes 295 amino acids. Gene Ontology annotation, molecular function: small GTPase binding. The record is from RefSeq and is a predicted model, not a curated record. NCBI's taxonomy places the organism in Eukaryota, Metazoa, Chordata, Actinopteri, Beloniformes, Adrianichthyidae. The transcript is spliced from 10 exons.